Messenger RNA from Neoarthrinium moseri, 450 nucleotides. RefSeq lists its product as uncharacterized. Bases 1 to 450 code for a protein of 149 amino acids. The transcript has 3 exons. The record is from RefSeq and is a predicted model, not a curated record. Gene Ontology annotation, cellular component: ribosome; cytosolic large ribosomal subunit. Gene Ontology annotation, molecular function: structural constituent of ribosome. Lineage: Eukaryota; Fungi; Ascomycota; Sordariomycetes; Amphisphaeriales; Apiosporaceae. Gene Ontology annotation, biological process: translation.
AUGCCUACCCGUUUCUCCAAGACCAGAAAGCACCGUGGCCACGUCUCGGCCGGUAAGGGUCGUGUCGGCAAGCACCGCAAGCAUCCCGGUGGUCGUGGUAUGGCCGGUGGUCAGCACCACCACCGUACCAACAUCGACAAGUACCACCCUGGUUACUUCGGUAAGGUUGGUAUGCGGUACUUCCACAAGCAACAAAACCACUUCUGGAAGCCCGUUGUCAACUUGGACAAGAUCUGGUCCCUCGUCCCCGCUGAGACCCGCGAGGCCUACCUGUCCGGCGAGAAGAAGGAUACCGUCCCCGUCAUCGACCUCCUUCCCCUCGGCUACUCCAAGGUCCUCGGCAAGGGCCGUCUCCCCGAAGUCCCCUUGGUUGUCCGCGCACGAUGGGUUAGCAAGCUCGCCGAGAAGAAGAUCACUGAGGCUGGCGGUGUCGUCGAGUUGGUUGCGUAA